This is a messenger RNA of Silurus meridionalis, 1099 nucleotides long. Its product is annotated as protein Wnt-8a. Gene Ontology annotation, molecular function: cytokine activity; frizzled binding. Gene Ontology annotation, biological process: canonical Wnt signaling pathway; multicellular organism development; neuron differentiation. The transcript has 5 exons. The record is from RefSeq and is a predicted model, not a curated record. Gene Ontology annotation, cellular component: extracellular region. Lineage: Eukaryota; Metazoa; Chordata; Actinopteri; Siluriformes; Siluridae. Bases 31 to 1011 code for a protein of 326 amino acids.
UCUUAUUUUAGGCUUGUUAACAAUUUGCUCAUGACUGGACCAAAGGCUUACUUGAGCUACACGAGUAGUGUUCUCGCAGGAGCCCAAAACGGAAUGCAGGAGUGCAAGCACCAGUUUACGUGGGACAGGUGGAACUGCCCGGAGAGCACGUUUCACCUCUCAACUCACAGACGACUCCGAAGUGCGACGAGAGAAACUUCGUUUGUGCACGCGAUAAGCGCAGCUGGUGUCAUGUAUACUUUAACCAGAAACUGCAGCCUUGGGGAUCUGGACAACUGCGGAUGCGACAACUCAAGAAAUGGAAAAAAUGGAGGUCGUGGCUGGCAAUGGGGAGGAUGUAGUGAUAACGUGGAUUUUGGAGAGAGGAUCUCCAAGCAAUAUGUGGACGCAUUCGAGACUGGACAGGACGCCCGUGCUGCUGUCAAUCUCCAUAACAACGCUGCAGGCCGUCUGGCUGUAAAAGCGACUAUGAAAAGGAUCUGUCGCUGCCAUGGGAUGUCGGAGAGCUGCGCGAUGCAGACGUGCUGGAUGCAGCUGGCUGAGUUCCGUGAGGUGGGCAAUUACCUGAAAGUAAAGCACGACCAGGCGCACAAACUCGAGGUGGACAAACGGCGCAUGCGCGCGGGGAACAGCGCGGAUAACCGCGGCGGCGCUAUCACGGACGCGUUCAGCAGCAUCGCGCGCUCCGAACUGAUCUAUUUGGAGGAUUCCCCCGAUUACUGCGCGAAAAACCUAAGCCUCGGACUACACGGCACUGAAGGCAGGGAGUGCUUACAGAAUGGCAAGAACCUGUCGCAGUGGGAAAAGCACAGCUGCAGAAGGCUGUGCCACGAAUGCGGUCUGCGUGUCGAAGAGAUCCGCACAGAAAUAGUGAGCAGCUGUAACUGCAAGUUCCACUGGUGCUGCACGGUGAAGUGCGAAAACUGCUCACAGGUUAUAGUAAAGUACGUUUGUGCACGGAGACAAAGUGGCCAGGGACACCACAGGCGCAGAUUCCGAGGACCAAAAUGACUGCGACAAUUGCUUGGGGACUCUAUUUAAACAGAUUUCCCUGCACUUUUCUCUACUAUUAUAUUUUUGUAAUAUCUUUUACCUUUGU